Messenger RNA from Annulohypoxylon truncatum, 1142 nucleotides. RefSeq lists its product as uncharacterized. The transcript is spliced from 3 exons. The record is from RefSeq and is a predicted model, not a curated record. The coding region runs from base 141 to 1076 and encodes 311 amino acids. Lineage: Eukaryota; Fungi; Ascomycota; Sordariomycetes; Xylariales; Hypoxylaceae.
GCUCGGUAUAACUAGAGCCUAGACAGGAUUACCCGCGGGAAGUCAGCUGAGAUCCUUUUGUUACUAGCUAAUCUAUUUCGAGGAGAGAUUCCAACUUAAUCCACGUUUCUUCAGUUGAAACAAUUCAAGCAAACGUCACGAUGAGAACCGACAUAUUAGUUCUUACAACGGUGCUUGGGGCUACCCAAGUACGCGGUGAUAGAGCGUGUGGGAAUAAUACCGAUACUUCUCCAACGUACCAAUGGCGUAUUGGUGCUGGAAGAUAUGACGGGGUAGUUAAUGGGACUGCUACAGUGGCACUAAGCAUAGUCCCAGGUACUAGUGCUAUGGGAACAUUCUUCGAGUGCGUUGCGGAAUGGCCGGAAUCAUGGGCAGGAUGGUAUGAAGAUGGAAAUAUCAUAUGGAGCGACUGCAUCUGGGCGGGCAAUGGACAAACAUACGAUACGGCGGUAUCGUUUGCGACGGACUGGAAGAACCACACGGUGUACAUAUCGCAUACGUUCGCUUGCUCGGAUAUCAAGGGAUCCGAUGCUUUAGCGACGGGAUCCAUACAACUGGAUAUGGACUGCACAUCAAGUACCGAAGGUGACGAAAGUUGUAUGUUGAAGGGUAGCGGCCUAGCCGUCACUACGAAGGGAGGGUUGGCUCAUGCGGAAACUGACGCCUGUGCGGACACCUCACAAAGCUAUCAAUCAUGGCAACUUGAAAAUUGGCAACGUCAAUACGAACUGAUCCCAGGCUCUUCGUCUGUCACGCCUGAGUCGGAUACUGGCCCGUCCUUCACGCUGAGAAAUAUGGCCAACAAAGAUGUGUUCGAUUGUUCAACUUCAGGGAAUAGAGACAGCACGUUCGAUGGGACCUGCCAGUCGGCGUCGGAAGAAAAUUCAACAACCACGGCAGAGUUUAUCUUCGACUCCCAGCUGGACAUCCUCACGAUUACCCAACACUGGAACUGUAGCGACUCAUCCUCGCUUGAUGCUACCGGUAUUGGCUAUGUCCAAGCAACGUGUGACCGCGAGGGAAACAUACUUAGUUGCAGUUCAGACCCGCUUUGGAUUGGCACGAAGACGAUGUAACUAUCUGUCCAGGUUAGGUAUAAAAUAUAAUGCUUAUGUACCUACCUAGGGUUAUGUUCUACGAAU